UCUGUGACCAGCUGUGCCUUGCAGCCCUGGUGAGCCCCAUCACUCCCCACUCACCCGUGUCUGGUCGGUGCUGAACGUGGCCAGAGCGCUCCAAACCCCGUGUCUGGGGCUGGCGUCGAGCGCAUAAAACCUUCGCGGCAGCGUCCUUGCCCGUCCCCAGCUGAGGUGGCCGCGGAGGGCCUCAGCUGCGGCCCGGGCCGCAAUCCGGCGCUCCCCGCCUCCAAGACACGAACUACAUCUCCCGCCGGGCUGCGGACACAGAGGCCUGGUCGGUCCCGUGCCCCUCUCCCAGUGGGCGGCCCCGGCGGCGAGCACAGCGAGGCGAGGGCGGUCCCGGCUCCGGCCGCGGCAGGCAUUAUGCUGCUCGAAGUGUUCCUGCUUCUGGGUUCAGUCAUCAUCUACUUCUUAUUUUACAAGAAGAAAGAAGAAACAUUGCCCUUCAAAGAGGGAUGGUGGGGCAAGGGACAAAAGCCUGCUGCUGAAGAAGAUACAACUAUUCGACCAUUCAAGGUGGAAACUACAGAAGAAGAGCUGAGUGACUUGUAUAGGAGACUUGACCAGGCUCGAUUCACUGAGCCACUGGAGGACAGUUGCUUCCAUUAUGGGACUAACUCGGUGUACCUCAAGAAGGUUGUCUCCUACUGGAAAAACCAGUUCAAUUGGAAGAAACAAGUUGAAGUCCUCAACAAGUACCCACAAUUCAAAACUAAGAUUCAAGGCAUUGAUAUCCAUUUUGUUCAUGUGAAGCCUCCUCGUCUGCCUGAAGGCCAGUCUGCAAAGCCACUGUUAAUGGUUCAUGGCUGGCCUGGCUCAUUCUAUGAGUUUUACAAAAUCAUCCCUCUCCUGACGGAUCCUGCCAGCCACGGCCUCAGUGACGAACACGUUUUUGAAGUCAUUUGUCCAUCUAUCCCUGGUUAUGGUUUUUCAGAAGCACCCCACAAAAAAGACUUCAAUUCUGUAAGUGCUGCUUCUGUUUUCUAUGAACUGAUGCUCAGACUGGGAUUCAACGAGUUCUACACACAAGGAGGUGACUGGGGCUGGCUCAUCUGCACAAAUCUGGCCCAGAUAGCUCCUAACCAUGUGAAAGGUCUCCAUUUAAAUCUCGCCUCAGUUUCCAACAUGGGGUUCACUCACCUGCUCUCCAUCCUGCUGGGCCGCUAUCUUCCAGGGCUCUUUGGUUUCCAGGAUGAAGAUGUCAGGCGGAUGUUUCCCUUCUUAAAGAAAGGAGUCUACAAGAUCUUGAUGGAGUCUGGCUACGCUCACAUACAGGCUACAAAGCCUGAUACUGUUGGCUGUGGUUUGAAUGACUCUCCUGUAGGACUGGCUGCGUACAUCUUGGAGAAGUUUUCUACAUGGACUGAUCCAGAAUUCUGUAGUUUAGAGGAUGGAGGACUAGAGAGGAAGUUUCACCUGGAUGAUCUGCUCACCAAUAUCAUGAUCUACUGGGUGUCAGGCUGUAUAGUCUCCUCCAUGCGUUUCUACAAAGAAAAUCUGCAGAAGGGGAUAGGUACACAGAAACAUGAAAGGCUCACAGUACAAGUACCUACUGGCAUUGCCUCCUUCCCUAAUGAAAUCAUGCACACGCCCCAGGCUUGGGCCCAGAAGAAAUACACCAACAUCGUUUCCUUCCAUUUCAUGACUCGAGGUGGCCACUUUGCAGCAUUGGAGGAACCUGAACUUCUUGCUGAAGAUAUUCUGCAAUUUGUUGGGAAAGUAGAGAAAGAGCAACUUUGGAGAAAGAAAGAAUAACUCUGCUGACAAACAGCAGGGUAACUGCUUAUAGCUUAGCACAUGUACAAGCCUUACCAAGUACUGUAAUCCAUGCAGUUACAUCUUAUUCUUGACCAGAUGUGAGAGGACAGCAAGAACAAUGCAGUAUAUCUCUAUGAGAUACUGCCAUGGAGACCUAUUGAUUGUGGGUUGGGUCUCUUUGUUCAGCUAAGCUGAGACAGUAGCAUGAAGAUCACUUGGUUAUCUUCUCCCUCAAGCAGACUUCUAAAAUCUGUAGUUCCGUAGUAUUCCUGACCCUUGCUUUGAAAUUGAAAAAUAGACCUUAAACAUCAGAAUUAACUAAUCAGAGUUUAUUAGAGGCUUUUUUUCAUGGCAGCAGUAAAACUUGAGUUGGUGUAGGUGUGAGGUGCCUCACACAAAGACUGGGAACAGCAAGACCUAACUUGUGUGAGUGCAGGGGUUAGUCAGCAUCGAUGAUCUGCAGCACCCUUACACUAGCCAGCUGGCUGCCCUUCCCAUCCAGCCUGGGCUGUUGAGCAGCUUCCUGGCUGGGAGGAAGAUCUGCUCCCCUCUGCCUGGCUCCUUGUACAGCAGUGUGUGAAAUGUACCAGCUCAGACCAGAGGGAGGGACUGGGUCUGAGUAAGUGUAGCCCAAGCUCCCUCUGCACUGAAUUUGUACUCUUAACCAAAAUCAUGGCCCUGGACAGGCUCAAGACACUGUGGCUUUGCACUGCUGCUGCAGAGGGCUGUAAAUACCUCUUCCUAAAGAAUAAAAGUGUGGUUAAUUAAAAAAUAAAAGACCUGCAUUAACAUUUUGAAUAA
Messenger RNA from Pezoporus occidentalis (night parrot), 2553 nucleotides. It is a transcript of the gene EPHX1, whose product is annotated as epoxide hydrolase 1. The record is from RefSeq and is a predicted model, not a curated record. NCBI's taxonomy places the organism in Eukaryota, Metazoa, Chordata, Aves, Psittaciformes, Psittacidae. Bases 358 to 1749 code for a protein of 463 amino acids. The transcript is spliced from 9 exons. Gene Ontology annotation, molecular function: epoxide hydrolase activity. Gene Ontology annotation, biological process: epoxide metabolic process.